UUUAAAGUCUGCAGCACGGUCUUGGAUUGUUAGUUCUUGAACGGUUAUUCAGCUUUGCUAACAUUUUUAAAGAGCUUGGAAGGAUUUUAAAUAUAGGCCUGUUUGUGAUUACUGUCCUUCUUCUAGAAUCGAGCCAUAAUGAGUGUGCCGGCUCCCGGUCAGUUUAGCGAUGCAGAGGAGGAUGAUCCAGUUUGUGAUGAGCUGCAGAUUAAUGAGUCGCUGAAACAUCUAACCCUCAAACAUCAAAUUUUCACUGGCUUGAAAGACACUUCUGAUAACGAGCAGGAGGAUUAUUCCAAUGACGAAGCCGAUGAGGACGAGUACGUCCCCGAUGAUGAGAAUACAUAUGAUGAUUACGAUGAAGGCUACGCUGGUUACCAGAAACACAACCAAACGCAAGUUGGUCACUCUGGUAAUUUGCAUCCAAACGCUCAAAAGUCCAGUAAUAAAGUAUCCAGCUAUCAGCCAAGCGAUAAACUGUUUAAAAAGUACACAAACCGUAUAAACGUAGAAAAAUACGAUCCUCAGAAGAACAUGUCAGAUCAGGCAGCAAACCGCUUGGUUACGUUUAAUCGACGCCAGGAAGCAGAAAGGGUUCGAGUACGUGACAAGCAUGAUCGUGCUACCGCCGAACAAGUUAUGGAUCCGAGGACUAGAAUGAUUCUUUUCAAAUUGUUGAACCGUGGAUUCAUUAAUGAGAUCAAUGGUUGCAUAUCAACUGGGAAGGAAGCGAAUGUGUACCAUGCAACGGGAAAAGAUGACGAGGAAUAUGCUGUGAAGAUUUAUAAGACGUCGAUUUUGGUUUUCAAAGAUCGUGAUAAGUAUGUUUCUGGCGAAUUUCGAUUUCGCCAUGGAUAUUGUCGUCACAAUCCUAGGAAGAUGGUGAGAACUUGGGCUGAGAAGGAAAUGAGGAAUUUAGUGAGACUGAAGAAUGCAGGAAUUCCAGUUCCAGACCCAAUACUCCUUCGUAGUCAUGUACUUCUCAUGAGUUUCUGUGGUAAAAAUGGUUGGCCUGCAUCUAAACUAAAAGAUGUGGAAUUAACCACAUCGAAAGCUCGCGAAUUAUAUCGCGAUUGCGUCGUAAUUAUGUGGAAAAUGUACAACAAAUCUAAAUUAGUGCAUGCAGAUCUGUCUGAGUUUAAUAUACUUCUACAUGAAGGCCAAUUGGUGAUCAUCGAUGUGAGUCAAUCAGUUGAACAUGAUCAUCCUCACGCCUUUGAGUUCUUACGAAAAGAUUGUACAAAUAUAUCUGAGUUCUUCCGUAAAAAUGGUGUCGCCACUAUGACAGUAAAGGAAUUGUUUGACUUCAUCACUGAUCCAACUGUUACAGAAGAAAACAUGGAUGAAUAUCUGGAAACAAUUGCUGAAAAGAUAAAAGAUAGAGAUCUAGAUGCUUUGACGGCACAGGAAAAAAUAGACGAAGAAGUGUUCAAGCAGUCAUACAUACCGAAGCGAUUAGAUGAGGUUGUGCAUUUUGAACGUGAUAUAAAAAAAGCACAAACUGGACUCGGCGAGGAAUUAGUAUAUAAAAAAGUUGCGGGCUUAAAUGCAGACUUACAAGUUCAAGUAAAACCAGAUUUACUCGGUCAGAAACAGAAUGAAGAUGGCAAUGAAGAGAGUGGGGGUGAAUCAGAUAGCAGCGAAGGCAGUGAGGACGACGAUGAUGAUGAUUCUGAAGACGAGGCAUCGGGUAAGUUUAAAAACUCAGCACGACCAAGAGAUGAAUCACCGGAGAGUAAGAAAGCGAGAAAGAAAGCUGUUAAAGAUGCUAAAGCCGAAAAGCGUAAAGUCAAAGUGAAAAAACAUGUAAAAAAGCGAAAAGAGAAAAUGAGUGUAAGCGGCAAGAAAAAAUAAGUUAAAUGAGUUAAAAUUAUUACAUAUUUUUUACACACAUUGUAUAUAUAGCGGAAUGGAAUAUAAUGGAAAACAAGAAUCCAAACGGAA
This is a messenger RNA of Hermetia illucens (black soldier fly), 1944 nucleotides long. RefSeq names its product serine/threonine-protein kinase RIO1 (gene RIOK1). The transcript has 4 exons. Gene Ontology annotation, cellular component: cytosol; preribosome, small subunit precursor. Bases 139 to 1854 code for a protein of 571 amino acids. Lineage: Eukaryota; Metazoa; Arthropoda; Insecta; Diptera; Stratiomyidae. The record is from RefSeq and is a predicted model, not a curated record. Gene Ontology annotation, molecular function: ATP binding; protein serine/threonine kinase activity. Gene Ontology annotation, biological process: maturation of SSU-rRNA.